AAGGCAUUGUGGGAUUUGUAGUCCAGUAAGCUCAAUGCAGCACGUGUAAACACUGAACUGUCGCCCCGCUGCCCGGUUGCUUAGUUGUUUAACUAUGGCGUUCAGCUUUCAUUUUGACGUUCCGCUGCAGACUGAAGAGAGCGGUGGAGAAGAUUCACAAGAAGAGAAAGUUACAGGUGAAAAUCGAGAUGAAAUGAAGAGCCAGAUCAAGCCUACUGAGACCUGUGACUCUGAUCAGAAGACCAUAAAGGAAGCAGUAGAACACAAGAACACAGCAGAUCUUCUUUCCCACAUUGACAACUGUGUCACAGAGACGGUCACCAUAGGGUCUUUACCACCUCUCCAUUAUAUCAACGAAUCUGUGUUUGAGCAAACUGCCCCUGAGCGUGAUGACGGCGAAAACAUACUCUUCCAAACCGUGAACAAAAAAACAGACCUCAUAACUGGGGUAUAUGAGGGGGGCCUAAAAAUCUGGGAGUGCACAUUUGACCUGCUGGAGUACAUUGAUGAUGAAGGGGAAACCUUCUCUGGGAAAAGGGUCCUGGACUUAGGCUGUGGGGCCGGGCUGCUCGGCAUUCUGGCUUUAAAAAGACGAGCCAGCAAGGUCCACUUUCAGGACUACAACAGUACUGUGAUAGAGCAGUUAACAAUGCCAAAUGUGUUCCUUAACUGUGAAGAACAGUGUGAUGAAAAGGGUAAAGGAAAAACAGAUGGAAGCCCACCAGCUAAAAGAAGAAACUUGGAUUCAUCACAUGAUUCACUUGCAGAUCGCUGCAGGUUUUUCUCAGGGGACUGGACUUCUUAUCUCUCGCUGAUGGAACGUGAAGAACCCACACCAAAAUAUGACAUCAUCUUCACAUCUGAGACCAUCUACAAUACAGACUACUAUCCCUCUCUUCAUAGCGUAUUUCAUAAACUGCUUGCUGAGGAUGGAGUUGUCUAUUUGGCAACAAAGUCUCAUUAUUUUGGAGUUGGAGGUGGGCUUUAUUUGUUUCAAGAUUUUGUGGAAGAAAAGGGUGUGUUCCAAAUCAAGUCUUUAAAAGACAUUGAUCAGGGCCUUAAAAGGCAUAUUGUAUCUUUGACCUUCAAUAAAUCACAGUCAUAGCACUUUGCCUCUUUGUAAAACAGCAGGAAUAAAUGUUUUUCUUACAUAAA
Astyanax mexicanus (Mexican tetra) is the source of this 1155-nucleotide messenger RNA. RefSeq names its product methyltransferase like 18 (gene mettl18). Gene Ontology annotation, molecular function: protein-L-histidine N-tele-methyltransferase activity. Bases 95 to 1105 code for a protein of 336 amino acids. Lineage: Eukaryota; Metazoa; Chordata; Actinopteri; Characiformes; Acestrorhamphidae. The record is from RefSeq and is a predicted model, not a curated record. Gene Ontology annotation, biological process: peptidyl-histidine methylation, to form tele-methylhistidine. The transcript has 2 exons.